UAGUCACGGAAGUUGUCACCACUGUGUAGGUAAGCCCUUCCUUUUCGCUUUUUCAUGUACAGUGGACCAAGCCUGUGACCAAAAUGUAUCAAGAGGAUUAUGAUUCAAGGACACUGUCAGGGCGGCCGAGCGAGCUGCAUGGACUUCAGAUGAAGAUAGCAGAUAAAUACAACGUACACGAAAUCACACGCAGGCUCCAGCUGGACGGACCUGAGUUGAGUAACCUGAGGGACAGGUCGGAUAUGACAAAAUACCAGUACUCCUUUGAACUAGAACGCCGUGUUCUGCAGAGAAUCGACGUAAACAACUUGAUGCAGUCGGCAUCGUAGGGCAGCUUACAGAGGAAUAGACUACCCAGAUCUGUGACCAGGAACGCCUUUCAUGUUACGUUGGCUCUUUAGCACAAACAAAAUAAUCUCAUCUGUUGCAUGUUAUUUUGUGUACAAGGCAAUGCUAUCAUUAUGAUGUUUACGUUCCCUUCCUGUUACGGUUCAGCUUUCUAUCCCGUGCUGUAUAUAGGUCUGUAGAUUCUGAAGAAUUUGUCUGCAUUUAUUUCUGUCUAUUUAGCUUUUUUCUUUUGUGUGUGUGUGAUAUGGUACCUGUUGGACUGCAUAAUUCAUCGACGUAUCUCCAUCAAUGCCCCAUAAGACCAUAAUACCAUUCAUUGUUAUGGUUUUGGAAACCUUGAUCCUUAACCAAAAUCUGUCGGCAUCACUCCUAUGGUCAACUGUCUUGCCCAACUACAGUACAGCCAUGGUUUAUUGUACUGAUUGACUCAGACUGAUUACACUGAUAAGUGCUUAAACAUCCUUUCUAUGACCAUGAUGAGGAAACGGAUGAAUCACAGUAACAUUCACGACCUAUUCUACUCUUUGAUCCACGGGGGAUUAUCUGUCUUGGAUAGUUUUGUCAGAAAUGGCGGCUCACUAAAGAUCAAUGGUCCAAACCGGAAGUCUCUCCUGAUUGGAUGCAUUGAAGAGGAUCAACAACGUAUGUUCUAUAGGUGUCUUCAGUUAGGUGUGGAUGUUUCAGCAGCUGAUGAAUUUGGAAAAACUGCAUUACACUGGGCGUGUGUGGAGGGGAAGCUUGAGUUUGUGAAGGCCCUGCUUGCGCGUGGAGCAAAUGUAGAUCAGAACGACAAGGAGUUGAAAACAUGUCUGAUGCUAGCCGCGAAGAACGAUCAUUAUGAAAUCGUAGAACAACUUUGUAGAUCAGGUUGUAAUGUCAAUGUCAAAGAUGAAGAUGGCGUUUCUGCUUUACAUUUUGCUUCUCAAAUGAUGCAGACAGAGACUGUGAAAUUGUUACUGCAGUAUGGUGCUGAUAGUUCAGUCAAAACUGACCGGGCAGAGUCCCCAAUAACUUUCUGUCUGGCCAACAAAGACAUUAAGACUGUUCAGAUUCUCCUCGAAUCAAAUGCGAGCUUUGCUGAAGGCGAAACAUUUUCUCGAGAUCUACUAAACGCUGUGGACAGAAAUUAUACAGAUGCAGUACAGUUACUCCUUUCUUCUGGUGUAGAUCCGUGUCCAGACAACGUAUGCAAUUCCUUUAAGACAAUAAUAGUAUCAAAUUUCACAUGGCCAAUACUACGUAGUGCUCUUAUGUCAGAAUACGGCUACCUUACAUCUUCCGGUACUGAAAACAAACUGGUGCGACACAUAGUCAGUAAUCACAUGUUUGAGAAAGGAUCACAAAUUUUGGAACUAGCAUUUUUGUAUGGCCUACAGAUCACCAGCUCGGGGAACAUGUGGGUUUGUUCAAAGGGUUUAUCUACAUGUAUUUGUAGGACGUAUGUGUCAACGAUCAAGGACGAGAAAGGAUACCAAAUGCUCAGCUUGAAGAUGCUGUGUAGAACCAGGAUCAGAUGUGGUUUGGGUCUGGGUGUGGUUCGGAAGGUGAAGACGCUACCUCUGCCCAGUAGGCUCCAGCGAUACUUGUGUUUCUCUAGAGAAUAUUGCCUUGAUAAGCCACUGCUAUAAUGGUCAACACCGAUGCAAUCGUAAUAGGACCAAGGGCACAAUAUGGGAAGCCCCUUUAUAGUGUGCCCCGCUGUGAUAUUGCUGGAAUAUUGCUGAAAGUGUCGUAAAUCCAUACUCACUCUCUCUAGUCGCUACGUUAAUUAGCUUAUCAGUAACCAGGCAUGAGGCAGUAUGAUGGUCGCGGGAUGUAUGAUUUUGGAGAGUAUAUAUUUGAUAUCUGUAUAUGUAAAUAAUAGAAAACGUUAUUGUUGUUUGUAAUAAGCUUCGAAAACCGCAAUUACAUUGAUAUGCGAAUUGGUUAAAUUGGAACAUGGGUAUAUAUAUUUUUCUAAAUAAAUAAAUAAUAUAUGACUGAAA
Molecule: messenger RNA, 2333 nt
Organism: Haliotis rufescens (red abalone)
Lineage: Eukaryota; Metazoa; Mollusca; Gastropoda; Lepetellida; Haliotidae
Product: putative ankyrin repeat protein RF_0381
Exons: 4
Coding region: 816-1976 (386 amino acids)
Biological process (GO): regulation of gene expression; intracellular signal transduction
Cellular component (GO): nucleus
Molecular function (GO): protein binding
Source: RefSeq, a predicted model, not a curated record